UUGUUCUUAGUGAUAAAAGUAAGUAAAGUUUUACUGUAAUGUUUUUAUAAUAAUAUAAAUUAUUUAAAUGAUUUUAAAACUUUUUUUUUGUAUUGAUCAUAGUUAAUACGAUUUUUAUUUAAUAUGAGCCUAUUAAGUUGUAUUCGAAGUAAACCUGUUAUGGCUACGUUAAAAACGUAUUGCAGAAUAUAUUUCCUUAAGUCACAGAUUUCAUUUUAUCCAUCUAGUAAAUAUGUGUCAUCAGGUAUGUGGUUGAACAAAUCGCUCAUAACAAAGCGUUCUUUUAUGAAAAAAGUGGGCCUAAAUCCAAUAUAUGAUACCUACCAAAAAAAAGCUGCAAAGGAUAACAUAUCUCCUUCAGAAUAUGAACUCAUUUAUAAUGGAACAGGAGAAAACUAUGUCCGAUGGCUUAGUGGAAUAGUUAUUAGUGCCUUGAUAAUUUUGCCAACGUCCUUUAUUGGAGCAUAUUUUUACAUCUUUUUAACUGAAAAAUCUAUUGAUUUAGAUACAUAUUUUAAAGUUUUAUUAAUACCACAUAGUGCUUUUGAAGUGAGUGUUAUACUUAUAAUCAUGUUUUCACUCAAAUUAGCAUCUUAUAGUUUUAUUUCCAAGUAUGUUUUAAGGAUUUAUAAACAUAGUAUAAAAAACGAAUAUGCUUGUGUUUUCAUUAAUCCCAUUUUACCUUGGAAAAAUAUUACAGUAUUGACUGAUAAUGCUAUUAAAUUACCUAAUGGAUAUAUACCAUUAGUUCCUUGGUAUAAAGAAUAUUACAAACUUGGUGGAUAUAAAUCAAUCAUCUUACGGGAAAGAUUCAGAAGACCUAUUGAUUUGGAUCGAAUGCUCAAUAAAGAAAAAAAAAAUGAUUUUUGAUUAAUAAUUUUAUUAAUUUAUAUUUAUUGUAAUACUUGUGUAACUUAAAUAAAUUUUUUUGUGUUUUAAAAACUA
Messenger RNA from Daktulosphaira vitifoliae (grape phylloxera), 945 nucleotides. RefSeq lists its product as uncharacterized. The coding region runs from base 124 to 870 and encodes 248 amino acids. The transcript has a single exon. The record is from RefSeq and is a predicted model, not a curated record. NCBI's taxonomy places the organism in Eukaryota, Metazoa, Arthropoda, Insecta, Hemiptera, Phylloxeridae.